AUGGUGGUGCUAUGGUUGACUCUGGCUUCAGCUUGCCUGGCCUCUACGUUGCCCAUUGUUGAUUUGGGAUAUGAACGUCACCAAGCGCUUUCCUACAAUACUACCAGUGGCCUCUAUAACUUUGACAAUAUCCGCUAUGCAGCUCCCCCGGUGGGAGAUCUUCGAUUCCGGGCACCGGCUGCCCCGAAAGUGAAUCGCCAACACAUCCAGAAUGGCUCUGUCCCCCGAGUAUGUCCCCAGGCGGCACCUGUUUGGUCAGGGGCUCAGACUACCUUUGUGCUGGACUAUCUCGCCGGCGUGCCUUUCAAUGGGUCGUCAGACAUCUCGGACUAUCCGUACACACCUACCAAGCAAGAAGCCUCGGUUUCGGAAGAUUGUCUCUUCCUCGAUGUCACAGUUCCCAAGAAGGUCUUUGAUCGCACCAAGGCCACGUCAAACCGGAAAAAUCUGGCACCUGUGCUGGUGUGGAUCUUCGGUGGUGGAUACAUUGCUGGAGACAAGACCACCAAUGAUGCUCGUGGGCUGGUCCAACGGAGCACCAUCGCAGGCCACGAAGGUGUUGUAUACGUCGCGAUGAACUACCGACUGGGUGCAUUUGGUUGGCUCGGUGGUGACAGCGUCAACGCCAAUGGCACUGCUAAUGCCGCCCUCCACGACCAGCGCUUCGCUCUGGAGUGGGUGCACAAGAACAUCCACUUGUUCGGCGGUGAUGCGUCCCGCGUCACUGUGAUGGGAGAGUCUGCUGGUGGAGGUUCGAUCAUGCAUCAGCUCACGGCCUAUGGCGGCAAGCGGGGCUCCCCUCGUUUUCAGCAGGCGAUUGUCCAGAGCCCUGGAUGGGUGCCUUACAUCGGUGAAGAACAGCAGGAAGAGACUCUGCAGCAGUUCUUGGGAUUCCUGAAUGUCAGCACCAUUGAAGAGGCCCGCACCCUGUCCUCGGACAAGGUGAUCGCUGCCAACUCAGCCCAGAUUGGGAUCAAGUCCAAGUGGGGAACGUUCACUUAUGGUCCGGCCGUUGACGGCACUUUCGUGCCUGCUCUGCCUGGUCAGCUGUUGCUUGAGGGCAAUUUCCACCACGAUGUGAAUUUGAUGGUUGGGCAUGUGGCGGAUGAGGGAUUGCUCUUCACCAACCCGGCGAGCUACAACCGCUCUGGACUCGGCAUCCAGCUGUCCACUCUGGCCCCUGAUAUCAUGAAGGACGUUUUUAACUUUGUCGAGAAUAUUCUCUACCCCGCGGUCUACAAUGGGACCUUUGGGUAUGCCGAUUCGGUCGCUCGCUCGGCACUGUUUGUCUCGGAUAUGCUCUUCCAGUGCAACACCAAUUACCUCAACCGGGCGUACAAUCAGACGUACGCCUACGCCUUCAACAUCGCCCCGGGACUGCACGGACAGGACGCUGCGUACACUUUCUACAACGAGGGCAAUACCGAGGUUAGCAGCACCUCCACCAACCCCCUCAUGGCCGUGAGCAACGUCACUGUCGCGUUGGCGAUGCAGGACUACUUCCUCAGCUUCGCCGAGCACGGUGUACCCACCUCUAGCCUUGCGCCGACCAUCAAACCGUGGGGUCCGCAGGGUCAGCUUAUGAGCCUCGAGACCAAGCAGAUUCGAUCGAUUCCGGAUUCAACCAACAACGCGCGCUGUGCGUUCUGGCAGCCUGCGCCGUAUUUCUCUGUAUAA
Messenger RNA from Penicillium brevicompactum, 1677 nucleotides. RefSeq lists its product as uncharacterized. The record is from RefSeq and is a predicted model, not a curated record. NCBI's taxonomy places the organism in Eukaryota, Fungi, Ascomycota, Eurotiomycetes, Eurotiales, Aspergillaceae. The transcript is spliced from 3 exons. Bases 1 to 1677 code for a protein of 558 amino acids.